GUUAGUUUGUAACGUCAACCAUUUUUUUUUUGCAAUCCAUCGUAGGAGUUUUAAUAUUAUUUUAUUCAACCAAAGUAGUAAAAUUAUGGAAGUGCUUUUAAAUGAAGAACUCUCAUCUGAAGCGAAAAAAGAUCUGCGACAUGCAUAUCUGCGGGAAUGUGGUAUAACUGGCAAACUUAACGAAAUAUUCAACAAAUUAUUGCAAGCGAAGGUGAAGCCAGAAAAUCCUUUGGACUUCAUACGGGAGGAAUUGGGUGAUAAGCCCAUACCGGAUGAAAUUAUUGAAAAUAUGGAGCACGAGUUGGACGACGCGCAUCGUGAGAUUCGACGCUUACGUGGAAUACUAAAAGAGCUUGGAAUUGACAAUGUGGACGAACAAUUGCAAGAUAUUGAUGCGGGGCCAGAUGAGUUUGAAAAUGCGACGAACGAGUUCAACAAUGCGUUGAACGCUGCAGUUGAUAGUGAGGAGCAAAUGGGCGGACAACAGAAUCAACACAUAAGCUAAGUUUAAACAAAUUCACUUCAAUUCAAAAUGGCUUAUUUGAAUAUUGGUAAAUAAAAAUAAUGUACAAAUGAUGAUGUCUGAAAGGAAAUAAAUAAUUGAUUGAACAAGAACAAUAAUAAA
This is a messenger RNA of Anastrepha obliqua, 625 nucleotides long. RefSeq names its product c-Myc-binding protein homolog. The transcript has a single exon. Lineage: Eukaryota; Metazoa; Arthropoda; Insecta; Diptera; Tephritidae. The record is from RefSeq and is a predicted model, not a curated record. Bases 86 to 505 code for a protein of 139 amino acids.